Molecule: messenger RNA, 1374 nt
Organism: Ochotona princeps (American pika)
Lineage: Eukaryota; Metazoa; Chordata; Mammalia; Lagomorpha; Ochotonidae
Gene: TMEM69
Product: transmembrane protein 69
Exons: 4
Coding region: 549-1295 (248 amino acids)
Source: RefSeq, a predicted model, not a curated record
CUACUUCUGACUUACACUUUUUCCUCCUAAGGUUUGUCUUUGGAAAACAAAAGCUCUGACUUGGGUUUCAGAAUAAGGCCAGAAAAAAAGAAAGCUGCAAAGCAACCCUCUGAAGCAGCACCAGAACCGACCGCCUGGAGAGGAGCCAGAGAGCCGCAGGCAGAUGCUCCCAGUGGGGACCCUGGAAGGGAGCAGCCAUGGCGAUCAACUGCCCCACUGCCGUCUUCAACGAGAAUUAACCAGUGUCACCCGGACGGAGAGCAGGACCUAGGAACCCGUGUGUUUGCAGGUCACAUCUCCACCCGGACUCCUAUUUUUGCUCUCCGGGAAGUAGGGACAGUGGUCUAACCUGCACCGGCCGGAAGUGCCUUUCUCAAGUCUCGGGCUGUGGCGUCUACCCGAGAAGCUGGCGAGUGUCAGGGCCACCAGUGCGGCUGGGCAGUGAGUAGCAGCAGCAUGCUUCUGAUUCGGCCCCUCCACUUAGCUCUAAGAAUACAUUAAUCCCAGCUGCCUGACGUCUUUCUGAACAAGAUUUACCAGGGCCCAGGAUGUUUCACUUCAUCCAGAGGCUUUCUCAAGCAUCUCCGAAGAUGCUUAAGUACACUUUUACAUUGGGAGUAGGAACCAGCAGGAAAAUAGAAAAACUUGCCCUGGAGUCAUCUCUGCAGCAGAACUUUUCCUCUUUGUUUUCAAGGUCUUGGUGUGUCUCCUCAUCAUUUCCAGUGUAUAUUAACAAGACACACUGUUAUCAUACAUCCCCUUGCAGCUUUAAGAAGGAGAAGCAAGCAGUACUCUCCCCCAGGCCACCAAGCACUAUCGCUUACCUGACUGACAGCCCCAAACCAGCCUUAUACAUAACUCUGGCAGGACUAAUCCCCUUUGUUGCUCCCCCACUGGUCAUGGUGAUGACAAAGACUUAUAUUCCCAUAUUAGCUUUAACACAGAUGGCUUAUGGAGCCAGUUUCCUAUCUUUCUUGGGAGGGGUCAGAUGGGGUUUUGCUCUGCCACAAGACAGUCCAGCCAAACCAGACUUCUUGAAUUUAGCUAAUAGUAUGGGUCCUGUUGUGUUUUCCUGGUUGGCCUUCCUUACUUUUGAAAGGCUCAAUGUAGCCAUAGUCACUGUCAUGAUAGGUUUGGGCAUGGCAUUACACGCUGAACUCUUUCUCCUGCCACAUUAUCCCAAGUGGUUCAGAGCCCUGAGGUUACUGGCUACUUUAGUGGCUUUUUUAUCAUUUUUAAUAACUUUAGUAGUUGAAAAUAUUUAUCCAGAGAAGGGACCCAAGAGAGCUGGUUAAAUAGAAGAAAUAUAAAACUACUUUGUUGAUAACGUUAGUGUAUUGUCUAUAAGCCUUAUAAAGUUGUAUUUUGGCAUCA